GGCACCAUGUAUUUACCAUGUCACUCACAGAUCCUACAUAUCUACAUUUAUGYGGUACACAAGAUAAAUAAGCCUGUUUUUAAUUUGUAUUCAAACAUAAAUGUUUCACAAGUGCUGAUGUGUAGAGAUUAAAACGCAAUUCAUGCAUCAAUGAAAAAGAAACCACUAUGGCACUCGAUACAUGAACAACAAGGUUUCAAGGAAGAAUUCUUUAAUCCGCUAAACUAUCGAUAACAAUUACCAAAGCAUCUGCGACAAAAGGAAAAAUCUUUUUUUUUCUGUUUUCGCGUUUGGGUUUUAAGGUUCGUAGUCGGCUCGACUUUGGAGUAUGAUCUUCUGACACACGGACCAGGAUCUAGAUUUUUUCAACAGCUUCAACACAAAGGGAGAACUACAAGAUAAUAGCAGCAUUUCAUUCACUCGUUAAUGAGAGAUCUCAGUCAAAUUGAAACACGACUCGUUAGUACUGAAGAUUAAAGCAAACGACAAGGGUAAUUUCUACCCGGAUCAUUCGCGUCUGAAUUGGAUCGAUGGUUCAGUUGCCAAUCAUUAAAAACAGUUGGAGAUUUKACAUUUUUAUUCAGACCUGUGCCCGCGGCGUUCAUUGCACGUACUUCCCGGCCGUUCCUUUACAAGGAAGCGAACACGAGCUCGCCUCAAAAUAUUCAGAUUCAGAAAUUCUCUGAGAAACAUUUCCCUUCAACGUAUCAAUGGAUAAUCAAACGUUUAUCGAGAGACUACGCCAACAGCUGACGACCAGAGGAGUCGCAGUCGUCAUUGUGGAGUCGUUUUUCAUGAUACUAAUCAAUUUSACAACCUUCUUUGGCAAUCUUCUUGUUCUUCUUGCAGUUUUUCGCAAUCCUCGACUGCGGCAAAACAUCCUCAAUUGGUACAUCAUUGGUCUUGCGAUGUCUGACUUGCUAAUGUCUCUACUUGGUAUUCCAUAUUCUGCAGCCUCUACAGUGACUGGGAGUUGGGUUUUUGGACAUUUCCUUUGUCAGGGACAAGGUUUCUUUGUGUUGCUGCUGUGCGCCGUAUCGUUACAAACCCUUGCCUUGACAGCCAUUAACCGAUAUUUCCGAACGACYCGCUCCAACGCCGUCUACAGCAAGUAUUUCACAGUCAAGUCUACUAAAAUCACCAUUGCUGUUCUGUGGAUAGCAGCAUUUCUUGCUCCUCUUCCUUAUGUCCUCAUGGGACAAGAGUUCUUCUUCCAUCCAGGAAAAGUAUUCUGUACGCACAACUUUGAUACCCUUGUUGGCGGAUAUGGCGCUGUUCUGGUGCUAGCUUACGUCACCAUCCCCUUCGUCAUCAUCAUCUUUUGCUACUCUAAAGUCCUCAUCUGCGUUCGUCGACACAACAGCAAUUUUCGGGUACAUGCGUCAACCRACAACGAAUCUACAAGCUUACGUCUCAGUGUCGAAGAGAUCAAUAUUACCUGGACAUUGAUGGCAGUUGUGUUUGGCUUCUUCGUUUGCUGGACACCGGUGGUUGUAAUCGACUUGAUUGAUUUCGUAAACGGUGAUUGGAAGCUCCCUCGCCAAACCUACCUGAGUUACACUUGCUUUGGUUUCAGCAGCACAGCCAUAAAUCCUUUUAUAUAUGGAGUCAUGAACAGGCAAUUCCGCGUAGAAUAUUACAAGAUUCUUCCUUUUAUCAAGACGUGCACGAGCCGCGGCUCACUCAACGCCAUACAAAGCGCGGGAAUAGAUGACGCCGAGAAGAGAAAGCCUUCUCAGCUGAGAAAUACUCAGGAUGCRCAAGAGUUAAAGAUGGGAACCAAGGCGGAAGUGGUCGAAAUAGAGAACUGAUCCAAAAGAAUUCCUUGGAAAAAUAAAUAUAACUAAUGAAAAAAACCAAAACAAUUUUGGAAAAAAACUGAAACUACGAAAUAUGAAUCGACGAAGAAGCUGACGUUUUCAACAUAGUAUUUUAUUUUCUUUCUUCUUCUUAACAUAUAGUUGACUUCAACUGUGCCCUUCUGAAUAGUUAAUAAUCCAUCCCUCGUCAUGCAGUCACACUACCCUCCCCCUAUCUUAGUCAUUCAGUGGUCAACUAAAGUACUACUAGACUAAAGUAUAAGAAAGAUAAGCGUUUUUCCAUUUCAAGGUCGAAUUCUUUAAGCUGAACAAAUAUUUUUAGCUAUACUGGAUUAUUUUCCAAUUUUGUGCUUAGACGACGGGGCGCCUUUCAGCUGUAUGCUGUGACAGCUUGAUAAUAGAACGUAUAGUACUUCCUUUACAAUAGAACGUAUUUCCCAUUCAUAUUAAUAGUUCAAAUAAGGCAUUCACCGAUAAUGAAAUUGUUGAUGGCAAGCCACUCACAGUAGUACUUCGGCCGCAAUUGGGAAGUAACCUCAUUUUAUAAUAGACUACGCCAAGCUGGACUGAAACUUGAUUAGUUUUGCAACUUUAACAGAAGAUGAUCAUUAUUCAACGCGUUAAGUUGUACGUGUUAAACACAGUUCAGUAGGAUAAUACUUACUGUAGACUAAAAAAAAUCGUAGUUCUCGUAUCCCGCUACCAGCCACUUUACAGACUAGAAAAGAAAAUCGCAAUUUGAAAGAAAGAAAAAGAAGAAUUCGAAUAUAAUGAGAAAGUGUUCUAUUCUCAUUUAUGAGAAUGGGACUGAUCAGACCUGGCGGCGCUGGUCGGGGAAAAACAGCAAGGCCACUAAAAAAGUUAAAGUGUGCUGAUGCCAUAACGCACGGCCUUAGCAGGUUUGACCAGAUGAUGAUGGUCAAUAUGCUAACUAGUUCCGUAUACAUUUGUACCAUGAGACCGCUGAGCAUUUUUCUAAUCAAUCAGCGUCAUUGGUCCCAUCCUGUAAAACUGUUAAUGAUAAUUGUUUCAGCGUGAUAAAUAAAUUACUCAUACUAUCUUA
Messenger RNA from Actinia tenebrosa (Australian red waratah sea anemone), 2883 nucleotides. Its product is annotated as melatonin receptor type 1B-B. The record is from RefSeq and is a predicted model, not a curated record. Gene Ontology annotation, biological process: G protein-coupled receptor signaling pathway. Lineage: Eukaryota; Metazoa; Cnidaria; Anthozoa; Actiniaria; Actiniidae. Gene Ontology annotation, cellular component: membrane. Gene Ontology annotation, molecular function: G protein-coupled receptor activity.